Babesia bovis T2Bo is the source of this 842-nucleotide messenger RNA. RefSeq names its product 3'-5' exonuclease domain containing protein. NCBI's taxonomy places the organism in Eukaryota, Apicomplexa, Aconoidasida, Piroplasmida, Babesiidae. The record is from RefSeq and is a predicted model, not a curated record. Gene Ontology annotation, cellular component: nucleus; cytoplasm. Gene Ontology annotation, molecular function: nucleic acid binding; 3'-5' exonuclease activity. Gene Ontology annotation, biological process: nucleobase-containing compound metabolic process. The transcript is spliced from 3 exons. The coding region runs from base 13 to 816 and encodes 267 amino acids.
AUCAGUUAAUAUAUGUUUUACACAUUGCUCACACUGGCGCUGUGUUUGCUGAGCAAUCUGCGCUGUAGGGGCUAUCGCAUAGCUUUGUGCUCUGGGAGGGAUUUACCCGCCGGUUUCUGUCGGCGUGUAUAUUCUUCUAUAGGUACUGGUAGCAACAAUGGCACCGAAUCGAUAAUAUCUUUAAAUACAAAUACUGAGCUAAAACCAGCUCAAUUUAGCGGUAGAAUUGUGCUAAUUGAUAGCGAAAAUGCUGAGCAUUACCAGGAUUCUGCGGCAGCAUUGUUGAGCACAAAAUGCGUGGGUUUUGAUUUGGAGUAUGUACCUGACUACUACGCAUCUAUACAUCGGCAGAGUUUUGAUAGAACACGUCCGGCUGUUAUACAGAUUGCCAGUAAUGACAUCUGCUUGGUCUACCUUAUGUACAAGAUCGGUCAUUUGCCAUCAUCAGUAUCGCAUAUUCUAUCAGACCCCGACAUUCUUAAGAUAUCACAUGGAGCACCGUCUGAUAUGCGAUUAAUGUAUCGACACUUUGGCGUACGCAGUCGUAGCUUCGUUGACCUUCAGAGUGUCUGCGAGGAGCUUCAGCUACGGCCGUGCAGUUUGAAAAGUGUCGUACAACGUGUUCUUGGACUACGUCUAAGCAAGAAGCAGCAAUGCUCCAAUUGGGAGGCUGCUGAGUUAAGUCAACAGCAGAUUAAGUACGCUGCGACAGAUGCGUGGGUUACAUUAGCUGCGUUUUUGAAAUUGAAGCCGAAAUCAUUGCGAAAACUCGUGGUUAACGAGUUGGGUGAUGUCCAGGUUGAUUCUGGAACUUGAACAACCUAAUCAUUUUACGUUCAUGA